Messenger RNA from Ostrea edulis (European flat oyster), 1994 nucleotides. Its product is annotated as glutamate receptor 2-like. The record is from RefSeq and is a predicted model, not a curated record. Bases 320 to 1792 code for a protein of 490 amino acids. Gene Ontology annotation, cellular component: postsynaptic membrane; plasma membrane. Lineage: Eukaryota; Metazoa; Mollusca; Bivalvia; Ostreida; Ostreidae. Gene Ontology annotation, molecular function: transmitter-gated monoatomic ion channel activity involved in regulation of postsynaptic membrane potential; glutamate-gated receptor activity. Gene Ontology annotation, biological process: monoatomic ion transport; modulation of chemical synaptic transmission; synaptic transmission, glutamatergic. The transcript is spliced from 6 exons.
UACAACGGGUUCCAUUGAAGCACAGCGUUCCAAUAUUAUAUGUGGAGGGUUUUUUUCCAUAUCAUCAGCAAGGAGAUACUUUACAAAGACCUAUGAUGCCAUCAGAACCUUUAUACAUGUAUCAUUGUGUAUUAUAUAUAUAUAUCGUAUUCGUAUAUGUGUGGGGAAAAUAGAAAAGCACACAACAUUCUAAUUACGUCGGCUAACCGGCAUGUUUUCUACAUUAGUAUUGGAGGCGCAGCACGAGCAGUUAGCUGAACGCUCUACUUUUCCAAGACUGCUGUGAAUUUCUGCAACUUUCUUCCGAUUUAUCCAAAUCAUGGCUUGGAUUCUUGAUUGGAUCUUGUUAUGCUGCACCGCUCUCGUAACUAGUCAGAUGCCUCCAUUAAAAGUAUCUUCAAUUCUGUCUUCUCCAUACCUAAUGGAACAGAAAAGCAGUGCAUGGAGUGAAAAUAAGACGUACCGAGGUUACAUUAUAGACCUUUUAGAAGAAGUGAAAAAGAAAGCGAAAUUCAAUUACGACAUUGAAAUCUCGCCUGAUGGGACUUUUGGACGAGAGUUAACUCCAGGAAAUUGGAGUGGAACCAUAAAUGAAAUUAUUCAAGAGAACGCGGCGUUUGCUGCUGGUCCAAUUACAAUAACUUCUAAACGAGCAAAUGUCGUCGACUUUUCAACCCCUUUCAUCACAACACCUUUCGGAAUAGUUCUAAGGCAACCAGAUGAAAUAGAAGAAUCAGUGAGCCACCGUCUUCUCAAGGUCUGGGCCCCGCUAAAUCCCAGUGUUUGGCUACUGCUUUUUAUAUCGUUCGUUGUUACCAGCACUAUUCUGUAUGUAGUGUCUCACUUUAAUCCAUAUGAAUGGCGAAGAAUGUCACAUGAUGGGGAGGCCACACUUCGUGAGGGAGAGUCUUUCACCUGUUUGAAUAGCUUCUGGUUUGUGAUGAGCGCCUUGAUGUGGCAGGGCUAUACACGAGCUCCUCGCUCCGUCGGUGGAAGAAUUAUUGUCUUGUCUUGGUGGCUUUUUGUUGUUCUUUCUAUUUCGUGUUAUAUUGCUAACUUAUCUAACUUACUGAGAGUGGAACCGAACACCAAAAAUAUGGAAAGGAUGGUUAGAGUGAAAAAUCUCUACGAUCUAGCGAGCAGUGACAUUCCGUAUGUCAUACCUAAAGGAGGUGCCAUGGAGGAAUUCAUAUCCAAAUCAGAUGCAAGGAUAGCCCAGCAGCUCCGAGCUAAAGGAUACACAACAGUAAGGUCCAUUAAAGAAGGGUUAGAAAAAGUCAGCAACGAGCCGACACAGUCCUUGGCACUAAUAGGAGAGUCAAUGAUGAUUAAAUAUUAUUUAAGAAGUUAUUCCUGUAAGCUUUACCUCGUUGAAGAUACCUCUGUUUAUAGGCAAUAUGCCUUUGUUUUACCCCAGAAUUCUACAUAUCUGCGUACAAUUAACACUGGAAUAUUGACUCUUGAUGAGAUGGGAUAUUUACAUGAUUUACAAGAGAAAUGGUUUUCGUCAUCCUGUCGAGGAAUUAAAUUCGAUGAUAGCAGACCAGAACUAUACGAAGUUCCUAAAUUCUUUGUGAUAGACGUCGGCCAUUUUUCAGGAGCCAUGUUUGCUUUGGCCAUUGGAUUGGUGUUUGGUGGUCUAAUCACUGCUAUCGAGUACUUGAUCUACAAAUACGCGGAGGAGCCAGAAAAAGUGAAAAACAGGGCGAAACACGUACAGCAGAGCAGUGACACUGGUUCUGAGUCUGCCGAUAGGUUGUUGUCCGGAAAUAAAUCAACAACAACCGUGUGAACAAAUAUCACUGUUUCAUUCAAAUGAAACAAUAAAUUGAGAAACUAUGUAGACUAUCAAUCUUUGUUUUGAGUUAGUCCGUAAGCUUUGAACUGCUUUAUGUGUCAUUCCAGUACCUAGUAUUCCAAUAGCUGGUCAGCGUUAACCAUUUUCUGAGAAUGUGGUAUACAAGUAUACUUUAUGUAUUAAAACUUAUUCUAUC